AUGGAUGGCAGAACGCUCCCUCCAGAUUACCUCGACCGCUAUAGCGGUGCCACUUCAAAAUAUCCACAUUUGUGUCCCACAGAUGUCCCCAAGACCCCUGAGACGCCGGUGGCCCCGGUGUCCGAGUCGCUCGAGCGGAAUCCGGACACGCCAUGGUACAACCCACGAGGCUGGUCAUCACGAAAGAAACUCAUAUCUACCUGUGCCAUAAUAGUGGUCAUCGUGGUUGUUAUCGUCGGCGCUGUCGAAGGCGUCAAAGCGAACCGGUAUCCAAACUACAGUCCCUUGAAAUACCAAUUAAAGGAUACAUACGCCGGGCCGUCAUUCUUCGAACAAUUCAACUAUUUCACCGAACAAGACCCUACAAAUGGCUUCGUCGUCUACGUGAACGAAAAAGCAGCCACGAAGCUCAAUCUGACAUAUGCCACCGACACAUCAGCCAUCCUGCGGGUGGACUCGUCCACGCCCAAUGCCAUCGGAGGCCGUAAGUCGGUGCGCAUCGAGUCGAAGAAGGCCUAUGAUAUGGGACUCUUCAUUUUCGACAUCAUACACACGCCUCAUGGCUGUGGUACAUGGCCAGCCCUGUGGAUGACGGACGGAGCCAUCUGGCCUGCGAACGGCGAGAUCGAUAUCCUCGAGUCAACCAAUGAAGGUUCUCACGGCAACGAGAUCUCACUGCAUACCACGCCCGGAUGUAAUAUGAACGUCAAGCGCAAAGAGACUGGACACCCCCUCUACGACACCUGCGACAAUAGCACCAAUGGCAACGCGGGCUGCAGCGUCGUGGGAAACCCUGACACCUACGGCGCAGCAUUGAACAAGAUUGGCGGCGGCAUCUACGCCCUUGAAAUCCGCAACGCUGGUAUCCGCACCUGGUUCUUCCCUCGUGACUCCAUCCCCGCGGAUAUCACCGAAUCCACCGGCACACCGGAUCCCUCAACCUGGGGCAUCGCACUGGCCGACUUCCCCAGCACGGAAUGCAAUAUCCCCUCGCACUUCCGGAACCAGAAUAUCAUUGCCAAUAUCGACCUGUGCGGUGAACUCGCUGCGCAGCCGCAGUACUAUGAUCAGAUGUAUAAUUGUCCUUCGACUUGCACGGAUUAUGUAGCGCAGAACCCGACUGCGUUUGCGGACGCGUUCUGGGAGUUUGGGAGCUUUAAGGUUUAUCAAGCUGUUUCAGGGUAG
This is a messenger RNA of Penicillium cinerascens, 1185 nucleotides long. RefSeq names its product glycoside hydrolase family 16 protein. Gene Ontology annotation, biological process: glucan catabolic process. NCBI's taxonomy places the organism in Eukaryota, Fungi, Ascomycota, Eurotiomycetes, Eurotiales, Aspergillaceae. The coding region runs from base 1 to 1185 and encodes 394 amino acids. The record is from RefSeq and is a predicted model, not a curated record. The transcript is spliced from 2 exons. Gene Ontology annotation, molecular function: hydrolase activity, hydrolyzing O-glycosyl compounds.